AUGUUAAUCGGCCCAAUGAUAAAGUCACCGGUUCCGGCGGCCAGUUGCGGUAAAGUUAUUUCAAUUACUUUAACACAAGCAGAAAUAAACGAAAUCCUGAAAGUCCACAAUGAUGGACGAGCAUUGGUGGCAAGUGGCUGUGAAAAACGUGGGAAUCCUGGACCACAGCCAGCUGGUGUUAUUCCACCACUCAAGUGGGACAGCGAAUUAGCACAAGUUGCUCAAAGAUGGGCCAUUCAAUGCAAAUUCGGUCACGAUAGAUGCCGUGAUGUUCUAUCAAUUAAACAAAAUAUUGCAGAACGGUUCCAAGUUGGACAGAAUGUAGCCUUUCAAACGAAUAGCCGCGGACAUGAGGAAAAAUUGGCUGAAUUAGUUAAAACGUGGUACGAUGAAGUAAUGGGCUUUAACAGCAGCAAGGUUGAGAAUUACCCAUUUGACCUAUCAGCUGGACAUUACACCCAACUUGUUUGGGGCGAUACCACUAUCGUAGGUUGUGGUGCUAUAAGAUAUAUGGGUCGUAACAAAUGGUACAGUACCUACUUGGUUUGUAAUUAUGGACCCACUGGAAACUGGAUCGGUCAACCUGUCUACCAAACUUCAUGAUUUCGUUUACUUGAGACAUAUUUAGUCUCUAUUUGUCUUCAUAACUAAAAUAUUGUUAUGAUCAUAAUAAAAUACUAUUAUAAAAAUAUGUAUACUUUAUUUUUCCUGACUGCACGGACAAGUUCUAUACCAUAGUAACUUAUCAUUUGACAGAAUGUUACUUUAAAAUUAUUAUCAGCUGCACUAUACAAUGUAUUACUAGUGUCUUUGACCUCGUUUACUUGCGUCUACAAAUUAAAAUAUUUAUUUCUCUAUUCUGACAUGUCUUAUCAAACAAUCAAAGGCUAAAUAAUCUAAGAUAUAUCAAAAAUUUAUCAAUAUUCAAAUAUUUUCUUAUGAAUCACUGAUACCAAUA
This is a messenger RNA of Microplitis mediator, 958 nucleotides long. Its product is annotated as venom allergen 5-like. The transcript has 3 exons. Gene Ontology annotation, cellular component: extracellular region. Bases 1 to 603 code for a protein of 200 amino acids. The record is from RefSeq and is a predicted model, not a curated record. Lineage: Eukaryota; Metazoa; Arthropoda; Insecta; Hymenoptera; Braconidae.